Cimex lectularius (bed bug) is the source of this 1311-nucleotide messenger RNA. RefSeq lists its product as uncharacterized. The transcript has 3 exons. Gene Ontology annotation, cellular component: extracellular region. Bases 108 to 416 code for a protein of 102 amino acids. Gene Ontology annotation, molecular function: hormone activity. Gene Ontology annotation, biological process: response to light stimulus. NCBI's taxonomy places the organism in Eukaryota, Metazoa, Arthropoda, Insecta, Hemiptera, Cimicidae. The record is from RefSeq and is a predicted model, not a curated record.
UUAUUUUGGGGGUUAGAGAUCGUGUCUGGAGGAUUUCUUGUUUAUCAAUUUGUGAAUAUGAAAUUUAACUUUUGAAAUCAUACUGUCUCGAAAAAUCUGAUGGCGACAUGAGAUGGUGGUGGCAUUUCAAAGAUCUGUCAUACGUGAUGUCCUUGACGUGCAUCAUACACACGAGGAUGAUGGGUGAAGUUUUGUACAAACGAACCACUGUGCUACAUCACUUAAUUAUGCCUUUUCCAAAAAGAAACUCCAUAAUGUCAUCGUUUUACGGAAUGCCUGGAAGUGAUACCAAAGACAUGGCACUGUGGUUAUUCGACCUGCUGCAAAAAAACGAUCACGUUCAGAUCAAAAGGAACUCAGAAAUAAUCAACUCUCUCCUUGGGUUGCCCAAAGUUCUCAACGAUGCCGGACGUUAAGAAAAAUGGAUCGGACAACUUUAUUUUGAUAACCGUUGCACAUGCACAUUGUAGAAAAUUAUUUCAUUUACUAAUCAAUUUUAAUUACAACGUUCUACUUCACAAAUAAAAAUUAUAUCAAAUCAAAUUCAAUGUUUUUUCUUUUUAUAUAAACAACACAACUUUGGUUUAUGCUUUAUAAUUGAAGUGAAUUAAAAUUUUGUAAUUAAACUAAUGAUGUUGGUGUAAUUUUCUUAUAGCAAGAACUCAGUAGAAAUGUUAUAGUAGGCAAGGUUAAUUUAAUUUUUUUUUUUUAAUUUUAACAUUUUUUAAUUGAAUUGUUUAAUUUUAAUUUAACCUUACGUCAAUUUAAUUUUAAUUAAAUUAUUUAUUUUUAUUAAUGAAGGAUGACCAUUUUGGUAAAUCGAGGCGAUCAGAUGGCCAGUCAGAGAAAUUUUAAUCUGUAUUUUUUAAAUGUUAUGUAUUGAACGAUUUAUUAAAAAAAAGGACGUUUUUACAGUGAUGAACCGAUUAUGUAAUUCUAUUGUAGUAAGGCAGAUUAGUGGGAUAGGUUUAAAGUCCAUUAAUAAAAAUCUUUACUUAGAACAGUUAUAAUGAAAUAGUAAUAGAUAAAAUAAAAUGAAUAGAAUGGAACUGUUCUUUUGACAAAUUUUUGAUUACACCAUUUACUUGCCCAUUAAAUAGACCAUCCUCUUACAAAUAGUUUUAAAUUGAACUUAAAUGAUUAUUUUCAAUUUCUUUAAAUUUACAUCUUUUAAUGUUAAUAACUGUAUGUUUCUCUUGGUUCAUCCCUUUUUACUGGUUUUGUUAGUAAUGUCAACAUGAGCUUUCUACUUAUUUCAGAAUGCCAAUUCCCUACUUAUAACACAAUUAUUCACAAAAAUAUACUUAUAAU